GGCAGAGGAGGUUCUGUGUGCCCGCGUCCGCCAGCCCUCUCACCAGCAGUCGCUCAGCUCUCCCUCUCUCUGCUCGCCAUGGCGCUGCUGCACUCCUGCCGCAUGCUCUGCGGAGCCACCUCCUUCCACCCGGGCCUCGGCGCGGCCGCCGCCGCCAGAGCCAGCUCUUGGUGGACCCAUGUAGAGAUGGGCCCUCCCGACCCUAUCUUGGGGGUUACAGAAGCAUUUAAGAGGGACACUAACAGCAAGAAGAUGAAUCUGGGAGUUGGGGCCUACCGAGAUGACAAUGGAAAGCCUUAUGUUCUUGCAAGUGUCCGUAAGGCAGAGGCUCAAAUUGCAGGGAAGAACAUGGACAAAGAGUACCUGCCCAUCGCAGGACUGGCUGAAUUUUGCAAGGCCUCAGCAGAGUUGGCCCUGGGUGAAAAUAAUGAGGUUGUGAAAAGCAGUCGAUAUGUCACCGUACAGACCAUUUCUGGAACUGGAGCAUUGAGAGUGGGAGCCAAUUUUCUGCAACGGUUCUUCAAAUUUAGCCGGGAUGUCUAUCUUCCAAAACCAUCCUGGGGAAAUCACACCCCCAUCUUCAGGGACGCUGGCAUGCAGCUGAAUGGCUAUCGCUACUACGACCCCAAGACUUGUGGCUUUGACUUCACCGGGGCCUUGGAAGACAUUUCAAAAAUCCCAGAGCAGAGUGUCAUCCUUCUGCACGCCUGUGCUCACAACCCCACUGGAGUUGAUCCUCGUCCUGAGCAGUGGAAAGAAGUAGCGUCCUUGGUAAAGCAAAGGAAACUCUUUGCCUUUUUUGACAUGGCAUACCAGGGCUUUGCCAGUGGAGAUGGCAACAAGGAUGCCUGGGCUGUUCGCCAUUUCAUUGAUCAGGGCAUUAAUGUCGCUCUCUGUCAGUCAUACGCCAAGAACAUGGGCCUAUAUGGUGAACGUGUGGGAGCCUUUACCAUGGUUUGUAAAGAUGCUGAUGAAGCCAAAAGGGUAGAAUCCCAGUUGAAAAUUCUGAUUCGUCCCCUGUAUUCCAACCCCCCUCUCAAUGGGGCCCGAAUUGCCGCCACGAUCCUGAAUACUCCUGAUCUGAGGAGCCAAUGGUUGCAGGAGGUCAAAGGCAUGGCAGAUCGUAUCAUUGGCAUGCGAACCCAGCUGGUUUCCAACCUCAAGAAAGAAGGCUCCUCCCACAACUGGCAGCACAUCACUGACCAGAUUGGCAUGUUUUGUUUCACAGGCCUGAAACCUGAGCAGGUGGAACGGCUGAUCAAGGAAUUCUCCAUCUAUAUGACAAAAGAUGGCCGAAUUUCUGUAGCAGGGGUCACAUCAGGCAACGUAGGAUACCUUGCCCAUGCCAUUCACCAAGUAACCAAAUAACUCUCCCUGGCGAGAUGGAGCAGAGACGACCUUCCCACCUUCAGACUCUGCUGUUUGAGAUUCAGAGAGAUGAUUGAGCUGGCGAAGAUAGGAGUGGUGUGAGAAUUUCUUUCAACCACAGUGCUUAAUGCUCAGCCAUUGAAAGUAUCUCAGAACAAGACCUGUGAGUAGGCUAAAGGCAUCCGAAACUAGUGUUUGGAGCUUCGUGGGUCUAACCCAAACUCCCCAACCCAUCCUCCACAACUUUUCCAAAACAUUUUAUGUUUACAGUAACUCUACCAAAAAUCCCACCCAGAAACCAGAAUUCCUUGCCCUCUCCCCUUCCCCCAGUCUUAGAUCUCCGGCGUUACAAUGUUGUUCAAGAGCUUUAAUGUAGGUAAUAAAUAUCACUUAACCCGCGUAACCAAAAUCUCUGUGGUGCUAAAAGCUUCCAAAGAAGGCUUGCCCAGUUCUGACUUCCACCUCUGAUGGGCCUCCCAUGGCUGAUAGAGGCACCUCGCGUGGCAGUUGGUUUUUGGAAAUCGUAGAUGCUGCUGUUGCACAGCAUCUUGGCUUUCAGAAAUAGCAGGAAAGGGAGGUGGCUCUCACCCAUUGGACAUCUAAGACUUUUUUUAACUCUCCCCUCCUCCCAUUUUUAUUGCUGUCCUUUCCCUUUGACCCAAAGAUCCAAAUCUGCCCUGGUUUCUCUCCCUCCCUCUGCUUGAAUUAACCUUCAGACCCUUCCUAUCAGGAUCCAUAUACUUGGAGAAUUAAGUAAAAUGUAAUUUAAGAAGUGAGCAUGUUCUCUCCUCCCCUCUCUCAGCAAAAGAUGGAGGAGGAGAAUUCGAUAAAAUGACUGCACUUUAAUAUUGGCAUCAUUGUAAAGUUUUUAAUCGUCCCCUUUUCUGCCACCUCCCCACCAGACCUCAUCAAUGUGGUUGUGCAGUAAAUAACCUGUUGAUGACAAGUAUGUAUGGGGCAGUCGGUCCUGGGAGAUGAGUAUUUUGAGCUGUGGUUGUAAGCUUCUCUGUGUUGCUAGCCGAGUUCAAACAUAAACCUUGAAAAGAUCACCCUCCAUUGUAAUCAUGUAGGCCUUUAUGCAGCCUGGUUUCUCUGUUACAAUAAAGUUAUUGUAGAUUGGA
Molecule: messenger RNA, 2489 nt
Organism: Vombatus ursinus (common wombat)
Lineage: Eukaryota; Metazoa; Chordata; Mammalia; Diprotodontia; Vombatidae
Gene: GOT2
Product: glutamic-oxaloacetic transaminase 2
Exons: 10
Coding region: 79-1368 (429 amino acids)
Biological process (GO): L-aspartate catabolic process; biosynthetic process
Cellular component (GO): mitochondrion
Molecular function (GO): L-aspartate:2-oxoglutarate transaminase activity; pyridoxal phosphate binding
Source: RefSeq, a predicted model, not a curated record